Messenger RNA from Ipomoea nil (Japanese morning glory), 1232 nucleotides. RefSeq lists its product as uncharacterized. Gene Ontology annotation, cellular component: U12-type spliceosomal complex. Gene Ontology annotation, biological process: mRNA splicing, via spliceosome. Bases 225 to 1061 code for a protein of 278 amino acids. Lineage: Eukaryota; Viridiplantae; Streptophyta; Magnoliopsida; Solanales; Convolvulaceae. The record is from RefSeq and is a predicted model, not a curated record. The transcript is spliced from 6 exons.
AAAUUGGGAAGAAAGAGAAGCGGAGAAGAAGGAAGUCGUUCCAUUCUCUCUCUCUCUCCCCACCCACAUCUUCCUCUUCAUUUCUCUCUCUAAACUCUCUCCCACAGACAUAAACCAAUUCUAACCCUAACCCUAAUCCUUGCACUCAUUAAUUAAAGAAAAAAAAAACACAAAAGAUCUUUUCCUUUUUCAAAUACAAACGCCAUUAUUGUAUUUCUUGUGAAAUGGUGAACAUGCAGGCAUACGAUGAAAGCUGUAAUAGCACACCCAUGAUCAGAUUCCAGCGGAACGGGUCAUUGUCCUGUCCGGUCGAAUUCUUGCGCCAUGACGGCCUUCCGAGGAGGAGUUUUUCAUACAGCAAGAUACCCCAGAGGCCACUCAAGCUCAGCGUUCUCAAAUUGGAUGGAUCUUCUUUCGAGAUUGAAGUGCCCAGGAAUGGGAAUCUGGCGGAGCUGAAGAAGGCGGUGGAGGCGGCGUUUAGUCAUUUACCCUGCAAGGUCUCAUGGCCACACGUGUGGGGACAUUUUUGCUUGAGCCACGAUUAUGAGAAGCUACUCUCUGAGUCUGAUCCUAUUGGACUUUACGGGAUCAGGGAUGGUGAUCAGCUUGAAUUUGUGCGACAUGUCUCAAUUUCUUACUUGGGAAAGCGAACAGAAAGAGAGGAGGACCCUGAUCCCGAUCUCUAUGAACCCUGUCUUUCUAGUGGCUUUCAAGAUAAGCACCCAAAAUGGUUAGAACAUGACAAGCAUUUCCUGGGGAAACUAGAGUACCAUAGAGUCGAUAUUUAUGAUGAUGUUGAGGAUGAAGAAAAGGAUUCUGUAAAUGGUAGUCCUCGGAGUAAUCGUAAGCAAAAGUUGCUCCACGUUCUCAGGAAGUGGUUCACGCACCACCGCAAAUUGCUGAGCUCUGAGAAGAGGUUGCAACGGAAAGGUAGUAUGUCGAGAAUCUUCGUAGACAAUUGUAGAAAUAAUAUCCGGCUGCUUAGCCAAUAUAGAAAUGGCUCUCGGAAGAUAGUUGAAUAUAAUUUUGAUACUCGAAGUUGUAACGUCUCAAUCAUAUGAACCAGCAAAUCUGGGUUUGUUUUCUGGUUCGAUAUCAGAAGCAAACAACAAUGGAUUUUGUCCAAAAAUGGAUGGAUUUAUCGCUGCAUUUAUGUUGAUUGUAGCAUGAUAGAGCUGAUUGUAUAGUAGCAAUAUAGAGUUGAUGUAUGGGCAUUUUCUUCUUAGUAUGUA